Penaeus indicus is the source of this 2384-nucleotide messenger RNA. RefSeq lists its product as uncharacterized. The transcript is spliced from 12 exons. Lineage: Eukaryota; Metazoa; Arthropoda; Malacostraca; Decapoda; Penaeidae. The coding region runs from base 234 to 2378 and encodes 714 amino acids. The record is from RefSeq and is a predicted model, not a curated record.
UUUAAACAUACAUCGACUUAACAGAGAACAAUUUACCUCCUAAAUGUGAAAAUCAUGAAACAGAAUGCCAUGGAAAAUUGUCUUAGUGAAGAAAAAAUAUUAUUAUAACACGUAAAAAGUGCUUGGAGUGUUUAAAUGUUAUCAGUUGCCAUACCUUUGAAGUGCUUGUCGUCUGUGAUAUCGGAGACGCCACCUCCCCGCCGGUGCAUCCUCCAAGGGCAUCACAUUCAGCGAUGAGUCUGUGGCUGCGUUCGGUGCCUCGCCUGCGGGCGGCCUUCCUGCCGGCGUCUGCGUCCCGCCUCGCCCUCGGAGACCGGCGCGUCUUGAGGGAGGAGCCGAGGCAGCGAGUGUACUUCUCAAGAUCCCUAAGCAGCGGGGACGUGAAAUGGCUGUGGCCUAUCGACAGGGAAUCUCUCUUGUUCCACCUCGUCCACGACCUCGGCAGCAGAAUGGGGAUUUUCCUCAUGACACUCAAUAGCGUGCAUCCUCUCAAGACAGAGGACGUCGAAAGUGCUCUUUUCCACUUGCAGAGAAAGAAUCUUGCUAUGCGUGUAGAUAUCCGAAUUCGCGAUGACGUCUGGUGGUUUUGUGAACAAGAUGGCAAUAACGUAGAUUUUAAGACCACUAUUUCUAAGAGCACUAUCCCUAACAGAUCCCUAAGCAGCGGGGACGUGAAAUGGCUGUGGCCUAUCGACAGGGAAUCUCUCUUGUUCCACCUCGUCCACAACCUCGGCAGCAGAAUGGGGUUUUUCCUCAUGACACUCAAUAGCGUGCAUCCUCUUAAGACAGAGGACGUCGAAAGGGCUCUUUUCCACUUGCAGAGAUCCCUAAGCAGCGGGGACGUGAAAUGGCUGUGGCCUAUCGACAGGGAAUCUCUCUUGUUCCACCUCGUCCACGACCUCGGCAGCAGAAUGGGGUUUUUCCUCAUGACACUCAAUAGCGUGCAUCCUCUUAAGACAGAGGACGUCGAAAGGGCUCUUUUCCACUUGCAGAGAUCCCUAAGCAGCGGGGACGUGAAAUGGCUGUGGCCUAUCGACAGGGAAUCUCUCUUGUUCCACCUCGUCCACGACCUCGGCAGCAGAAUGGGGUUUUUCCUCAUGACACUCAAUAGCGUGCAUCCUCUUAAGACAGAGGACGUCGAAAGGGCUCUUUUCCACUUGCAGAGAUCCCUAAGCAGCGGGGACGUGAAAUGGCUGUGGCCUAUCGACAGGGAAUCUCUCUUGUUCCACCUCGUCCACGACCUCGGCAGCAGAAUGGGGUUUUUCCUCAUGACACUCAAUAGCGUGCAUCCUCUUAAGACAGAGGACGUCGAAAGGGCUCUUUUCCACUUGCAGAGAUCCCUAAGCAGCGGGGACGUGAAAUGGCUGUGGCCUAUCGACAGGGAAUCUCUCUUGUUCCACCUCGUCCACGACCUCGGCAGCAGAAUGGGGUUUUUCCUCAUGACACUCAAUAGCGUGCAUCCUCUUAAGACAGAGGACGUCGAAAGGGCUCUUUUCCACUUGCAGAGAUCCCUAAGCAGCGGGGACGUGAAAUGGCUGUGGCCUAUCGACAGGGAAUCUCUCUUGUUCCACCUCGUCCACGACCUCGGCAGCAGAAUGGGGUUUUUCCUCAUGACACUCAAUAGCGUGCAUCCUCUUAAGACAGAGGACGUCGAAAGGGCUCUUUUCCACUUGCAGAGGAAGAAUCUUGCUAUGCGUGUAGAUAUCAGAAAUCGUGAUGACGUUUGGUGGUUUUGUGAAGAUGGAAAUAACGUAGAUUUCAAGAUGCUUAGCGAAGGAGCGAACUCGGUGGAAGAAUGUCGGCGAAUGAGUGAGGGAGGAUUUCCCGACGGGGCCACCUGGAAGUUCAGAAUGAUUCCUCGGGGGAAGGAGGCUCCCUGUGUCAUGCCAGAGAUCAAGGAGGACUUUCCCUAUCAGUAUGAUGUCCUUAUGACUAGUCACCAUGCAUUAGGCAGCGGUCUUAGUGUCUCCUUGAUAGUGAAGCGAAUGGUGGAACUUUUGAAUGACGUAAUUCUGGAUCGCCAUAUUGACGACGAGGUCACCAGUCGGUUUAGUUCUAGAGGAGAGUGUUAUGAAAUCGAAUCAAGAAUAAGGAAGAUGUUAGAAGAUGAUCCUCAGCGCCACGACCACGUCAGGGAAACCAUGCCAGAUGCCAGUCCACUAUUAUUGCAAGCAUUCCCACGACCCUCAGGGAAUCGAGCCACCACCGGAUACCUUACUCGCAUCAUCGACCUCGAAGCUACGCAGAACUUUCAAAGGCAAUGCAAAGCCCACGGUGUGACCAUCAACGGUGCAUUCACUGCUGUGGUCAACAUUGCCUUGGCCAGACUAAUGCAGAAAGUCUGGAAUCUCGCAACAGUCUUACCGCAUUGCCAGUAACCAUCU